Messenger RNA from Chironomus riparius, 726 nucleotides. NCBI's taxonomy places the organism in Eukaryota, Metazoa, Arthropoda, Insecta, Diptera, Chironomidae. The record is from the annotation of a GenBank genome assembly.
AUGAAGAAAAGUUCGUCGUUUAUUGACGUCAGCAAUUCCCAAACUCCAAGGGUUAAGCCUGCAUUUAAAAUUUCAUCAGCGGCUACAAAACAAGUCAUAGUCAAAAAUGUUGAGGACAAGGCCUCAAUAAUCAGCGUAUUGCGGUCUCAAUGCAUCCCAUUUCACACUUUCUCCGAGAAAUCGGAGAAAACAAAGUCAUUCGUUCUGAAAGGAUUUUACGAAACUCCAACGAAUGAAGUACUAAGAUUACUUCAAGAAGCCAAGGUUUCAGCUGUCAAAGUGAUAAUUCUCGUCAAGAAGCCCGAGUUCACCUUUUAUCUUGUGCAUUUUAUAGAUGAAAGUGUGAACAUCAACGUGCUCAAUCACAACCACCGUAACAUCGACAACAUCAUCGUCAAGUGGGAGAACAUCAAGAAGGGCAACAAAAGCCCAACGCAGUGCUUCAACUGCCAACGUUGGGGUCACUCAUCUUCAAAUUGUGGAUAUAAGUUCCGAUGCGUCAAGUGCACGGAAGUUCACGGACCAAAUCAAUGUCAACGAUCCACUCGUGAUGGAAAUGCCAAGUGCAUUAAUUGCAAUGGCGAUCAUGCUGCCAGUUAUAGACUGUGCCCAUCGUUCAUUUCGUAUUCCAAAAGAAUCGAAAAGUCAAGAGCCAAACCACAACUCAAAAUUCUGCCACAGAUAUCAAGUCUUUUGGACAGAAACAAUUUUCCAUCCGUCGAUUAG